UACCAAAAAAAACGUUCCAAUCUAAUCAUCAAACCCAGCAAAUCUGCAAUCAAAAAGUCGGUAACUUUCGAAAGAUGGGGAAUUUAUUUUGCUGUGUACAAGUGGACCAAUCAACGGUUGCGAUUAAAGAAACGUUUGGGAAGUUCGAAGAUGUUCUUGAGCCAGGUUGUCACUUUCUCCCAUGGUGUCUUGGUCAGCAAGUUGCUGGUUACCUCUCUCUAAGGCUUCAGCAACUUGAUGUUCGUUGCGAGACUAAAACAAAGGAUAAUGUGUUUGUUAAUGUUGUUGCAUCGAUUCAGUACCGUGCUUUAGCUAAUAAUGCUAAUGAUGCUUUCUACAAGCUUAGUAACACAAGAAGCCAGAUCCAAGCUUAUGUUUUUGAUGUGAUCAGAGCAAGUGUCCCCAAGCUGAUUCUUGAUGAUGUCUUUGAGCAGAAGAAUGAAAUUGCUAAAGCUGUUGAAGAGGAGCUUGAGAAGGCAAUGUCUGCUUACGGUUUUGAGAUUGUUCAAACUCUCAUUGUUGACAUAGAGCCUGAUGAACAUGUGAAACGAGCCAUGAACGAGAUCAACGCUGCUGCAAGGAUGAGGUUAGCUGCAAACGAGAAGGCAGAAGCUGAGAAGAUCUUGCAGAUCAAGAGAGCUGAAGGUGAAGCUGAGGCCAAGUACUUGUCUGGUCUAGGUAUCGCUCGUCAGAGGCAAGCCAUUGUUGACGGGCUACGUGACAGUGUUUUGGGCUUCUCUGUGAAUGUUCCUGGAACAACUGCUAAAGAUGUGAUGGACAUGGUGCUUGUUACGCAGUACUUUGAUACUAUGAAGGAGAUUGGUGCUAGCUCCAAAUCCUCUGCUGUGUUCAUACCACAUGGACCAGGAGCGGUUCGUGAUGUGGCUACUCAGAUCAGAGAUGGGCUUCUUCAAGGCUCGUUUGCAGACAAGUCUUGAAUUAGAUUGGACUGAUCGUUAUAUGUUUAUAUACUAAGCUUUGUGGUGUGUUAAGAUCCUAUGAUCUUUUGCUGAGAAACUCUCAUGCUUUAGUUUUUUUUUUUUAAAUACUUUUCGUUAUUAAAUUUGACGUAUUUGUACAACCAAAAAGCGUAAUUAGUAUCGAUUAUUAAUCAAUUAAUCUACAUGGAUUAUGAGGUUACAUUAGAGGCUAAAUAAAAUAAAUUCAACUCAUCUGUAUGGAGGAGUUAAUGAAUGAAAACCGAUAUUCC
Molecule: messenger RNA, 1210 nt
Organism: Eruca vesicaria subsp. sativa (arugula)
Lineage: Eukaryota; Viridiplantae; Streptophyta; Magnoliopsida; Brassicales; Brassicaceae
Source: the annotation of a GenBank genome assembly